Lindgomyces ingoldianus is the source of this 1421-nucleotide messenger RNA. RefSeq lists its product as uncharacterized. Bases 230 to 1138 code for a protein of 302 amino acids. The transcript has a single exon. Lineage: Eukaryota; Fungi; Ascomycota; Dothideomycetes; Pleosporales; Lindgomycetaceae. The record is from RefSeq and is a predicted model, not a curated record.
CGCAGAAUCUCGUGUCCUGCAGUAAAGGCGAUUCGACGUGUGUCUAAUCAGGUGCUGCUGGAACCGCACUCGCUCCUUUCACUUCACCGCAAAGGCUGCUUGAUAAGGUUAGCUUACGACGUCUUCCUGUCGUCAUCAGCCAUUCGGAACAUUUCCCGGCCAACAACUACCUGGAAAGAGCCACGGCAAUCUGACUGGACACCCUAUUGCGCCGGAGCUGAGACCGAGAAUGGUAGAGGUAGACGGCCUGUCGGCUCGGGCCGGAGAAGCAAAUGGAGUUCCAGACUAUAUAAGAUGUGGCGCAUGCAACAGACUACUAGGCUCGACGUCGCCUGACGGAGGAUUAGCCCCUGCCGCUACGGAACCAGCAACGGAAACAAAAGGCCAAGACUGCAACACGUGCCAUCCGUUUCGGGAACUCUACGACGCGAUGACUGUUGCGGAUAUGGAAUAUGCUUCACAUCAAGACCGCCGACCGACUUUUGGACCGCGGCAGAAAGCCCUGGAAGCUAAGAAAGAGGCCCAUAGGAACUAUGCGAACCUUAUCUUGAAGCUGGAGGAGGCCCAUCGCAAGUUUCAUGAAGAACGACAACUACAGCGCCAACCACGGCAACAGCAAGACCAAGAGCAGCAAAAUGUAGAAACUCUCGGGAGCGCAAAACGUCCACGAAGCCCAUCCACACCCUCAUUCCCAGAAAUAUCCUGCCCAGCAAAACGCCUCUGCAUAUCCGGCCAGCCUAAAAAAGUCACAUUCGACGCAUCUGUCGCUUUCCGCAACGAGAAAGAGUACAGGAUGGCUCAGGCCUUCCAGCGUUCAGACGAACGCUAUGUUCGUGGGAGGAACGCGGCGCCGGAGGGUAGUGAGUAUCUGGAUACCAGUGGCCAUCAGCAAGACUUCAAGAGCUUUUUUCGAGAGAAAUGGAAGGGGCGGAAAUGGGUUGCUUCGUCUGAGCCGAAGGUCGAAGACAGUUUGGGGGAGUUCACGGAAGCAGACGACAGUGUUGGAGGCGCUGAGAAUGAGCCAGACGCGAAUGUCCACAAUCAGGUGGUUCUGUUAGUCAAGGAAGAAGCAGCAGAAAGCUCGUAUCCAACUAUUUUGCCUCCAGAGGAGCGAGGUAGAGAAACGAAAGGGGUCUAGGACGAUGCCGAAGGGCGCACAUAUUCAAUUACCCCAUAUAUUAGGACACGGUUGAGUCCGAUCCUACGUCGCAUUCCCUGACGAGACCCAAGGGUCUAGUUCCGCCUCGACUGAAGGAAUUAUCGCACACAUCAGUGCAGCCCCAGCUACUACCAUCAAGAGCUGACAGAACAACCAAAUCACGUCAAGAGCAACAAAAAUACAUGUCGUAAAUGGAGCCUCUUCUGAUGGUUGAGUAACUCUCAAACGCGUAAUGGAAUAUUUAAAGAUAAUAGAAUAAAUA